Molecule: messenger RNA, 920 nt
Organism: Erigeron canadensis
Lineage: Eukaryota; Viridiplantae; Streptophyta; Magnoliopsida; Asterales; Asteraceae
Product: 60S ribosomal protein L18a-like protein
Exons: 5
Coding region: 250-549 (99 amino acids)
Source: RefSeq, a predicted model, not a curated record
AUAAUCAUGUUACUGCUAGCCACACCAAUUAGGUAUCAUUAUCCAUAUAUAAUAUAUCGAAGAUUAUCAGCUCAACAAGUGUUAUUUGUAGUUACCCGGUACUAAUUUAGUAGUCGCUUACACUCCCAAGUAAGGCAGGAGGCGCUGGUCCAGUAAAUCAACCUCCAUAGCUCAACAUUGAAGCGGUGCGACGUCAUUUAAACUUUUUUCAAGGAAAGAAGAAGCCGGAGACAUUGACUUGUCCUCCAAAUGAUUGCAUCGGGCUUAGAGCAAGAUAAGAACGGAAAGUACACACUAAUUGGAGAUGCAGAGAAUAAUCUGCUUGGGUAUUUUGAUGAACCCCUCCCUUGUUUUGGCUUUGGAAUUGGAUGGUUUUGCAUGUUGUCUGGGUUCAUAUUCCCUUUGCUUUGGUAUUAUGCAACAAUCUUGUACUUCAGAAGUUACUAUCAGAAGGAUCCAAGGGAGCGGACAGGACUUGCUGCAAGUGCUAUAGCUGCUCUGAUAUUUACAGUCGCGCUUCUUAUUACAAUACUCGUGAUGAUCAUUUGAUUUUUUUUAUCAAAGAAAACCUUGUAUAACAUGAAUGGUGUUGUAAUGACUGUAGACCGGGUCUUAUGAAUCCUUUCUGAUGCUCUCCAUAUCAACUCAGUGAGUCACUGUAACUACACUAACUGAAGAUCAACUCAUCUAAUUGUAAGCUGACUUGCACUAAGAUCAUUUAUCAUUGGCAUUUUUGUGAAGCUUCUAGAGUUACAUUUCUACACACGCACUUGCAUCGUGUUAACAUUGUAUGAAAUCUUGCUUGAUCAAGGUGAGUCAGGGUCUCAGUUUGACCCAUUUUUUAACCAGGCCAGUUGUAUCAGUAUACCUGUGGAAAAAAAAAUCUGAACCCCCUUCAGCGCGACGGUUUGAUUGAUCAA